CUUCCUCCUGCUGCCAGUGGUAGUGCUUGUCGGGCGGAGCUGGUUGUUGGUCUUGAUGAUAUUAUGGAUGAAGGAGUUGUUAAAGAAAGUGGUAAUGAUACCAUUGAUGAAGAAGAACUUAUUUUGCCUAACAGAAAUUUGAGGGACAAAGUGGAAGAAACUUCAGUCAGAUCACCAAGAAAAUCGCCUCGUUUAAUGGCACAAGAACAAGUACGAAGUUUGAGACAAAGCAAUAUAGCCAAGAGUUCAAAUACAACAUCUUUAACUAAUUCAAAGAAAGCAGCAGUCAAGAAUGCAUCUAUACAAAAAACAGGAGUCAGACAACUGGACAGGUGUCAAAAUAAGGAAGAAAGUAUUUGUUCACCAUCUAAACCAGAAGUUAGAAUGAGUAGUCGACAUACUGGGUUAACAGAAGAGAUACCUGAAGUGUCAACAGUUUCUUCAAGUCAUUCAGUAGCAUCACCUUGUCAUGAAGCCAAACUAGAUAUUAAAAAUAAAUGUCACAAUCAGGGAGAAACAGCUCUGCCAUCUCAUCCAUUAACUACUACUCAGAUAUCAGAGACUUGUGGUAGUACUGAAGAAAAGGAAAAUGAAGCUCUGAGGGAAAGUAAAAUCAAAGGUGACAGUCAAGUAUUUUUUAAACUUGUAGAUAAAGAACAACAGGAACAUAAUGAUCCUAUUAUCAAUAAAACAGGUGAAAUUAAUCUUGAAGAAAGGGAUUCUAAAGGAAGUAUUGACCAUAGAUCAAAGGAAUCCUUAAAAUUUUCUAGAAAGUUUGACCAAAUGGAGGUAGCAGAGGCUGUUGCUACCUCAUCUGAUGUUGCUGCUUAUUCAAAUCCAAAUAGUAUGGAAAAGAACAAUGUGAUUCUAUUCAAUUCUGUGGAUAAGAUUGCUGAAUGUAAUACAGAAUUGCAAGAUGUGGUGGAAUCUGCUGUUAAGGCUGUAGCCUCACUUCAAGAAACUACAAACCUUUUGGGUAAUCUUAAAGGAACAGAUACUAAAAUGUCUGAUGAACCCUCUGAUACCACAGAAUUUAAUCAAACUGAUUUAAAGAAUAUAGAUACUACUGCUAAUGAAUCAGAAAGCAAUGUUUUAGAAAAAAGGGUCAGUGGUCCUCUUGACCAAAGUCCACAAAAGCAUGAUGAAAAUGUUAAAAUGGAAUCUCACGAAAUAGCAGAAAUUCAGCAUGACAGAAACAACCAAAACAGUAAUAUUUCUUCAUUAGAUUGUAAGAAUGUCAAGUCCAAGAACACUAAAUCUCUGAUUCAGACUAAACAAAACAUAGCCCCUGGUACAGAAAAAAUUGUUUCAGCAAAACAAGAAAUUCAUAGUAAAACUAGAGUUGGAGUUAAAAGUAUGAAAAGGAAUGCUAAUGAAUCUCAGCAUAAUUUCCACAAACCAGUUAAAGUAAGAAAAAAACAAGUUGAUAAAAACGUGAAGUCACAAAGUAGGGGUCCAGGGAUCAAAUCUGUAAAAAAUCAAACUCAUUCAACAUUGAAAAAAGGGUCACAGGCUCAAAAUUUACUACAAACCCCUAAAUUAUUGACUCACUCUUUGAGUGACAAAAUGGAGAGUCACCUAGGUUGCUCUAAAGAAUCUUAUCCUACAGCUUCAACCCAUACUAGACAUUCGCAACAUUCCAACCAGAAACAAAUACAUAAGCAACAGCAGUUGUCAACGACAAUAAAAACUAAUAGUCAUGUAACGGAAGAUACAGAAUAUUUAGGUUUAGAACAUAUGAAGGAGGAGGAUAAACUGAAAGUGAAGAAAGCUGAGAAGAACCUUCAACCCCGCCAAAGAAGAAGUAGCAAAAGUUUUUCUCUGGAUGAACCUCCAUUAUUCAUUCCAGAUAACAUAGCUACUGUAAAACGAGAAGGUUCAGAACACGUCUCUUCAUCUGAAAACAAAUAUAUGUAGGCUCCCAGCAAGCAGUCUGCCCUCGAGCAGUGUGGUUUUUGCAAAAAACCGCAUGGCAACAGGUGUGUGUGUGUAUAUCAAGGCCAAGAUGAUGAAGCAAAUGCCCAUGAGCAAAACAUUGCACUAUAG
Gracilinanus agilis (Agile Gracile Mouse Opossum) is the source of this 2046-nucleotide messenger RNA. RefSeq names its product PHD finger protein 3-like. NCBI's taxonomy places the organism in Eukaryota, Metazoa, Chordata, Mammalia, Didelphimorphia, Didelphidae. The record is from RefSeq and is a predicted model, not a curated record.